Messenger RNA from Harmonia axyridis, 2587 nucleotides. RefSeq names its product homeobox protein abdominal-B (gene Abd-B). Gene Ontology annotation, molecular function: RNA polymerase II cis-regulatory region sequence-specific DNA binding; DNA-binding transcription factor activity, RNA polymerase II-specific. The transcript is spliced from 6 exons. Gene Ontology annotation, cellular component: nucleus. The record is from RefSeq and is a predicted model, not a curated record. Gene Ontology annotation, biological process: regulation of transcription by RNA polymerase II. NCBI's taxonomy places the organism in Eukaryota, Metazoa, Arthropoda, Insecta, Coleoptera, Coccinellidae. Bases 435 to 1631 code for a protein of 398 amino acids.
GUCUGCUCACCGUACUGUGGAUAAUUGUGCGUUAAGUUUCGACUUGGUGACCGACGGUGCAACAUUGUGAGGACGUUGUGAAAUCGAGACUCACGCAAGGCGUAAAAAAAGUGCGCGAAAGCUGACCCAAGGUAGAGAUAGAUAGGGGUGAAGUGACAAGCCGGAUCCAAGUUGGUGUCUACCAAACAAUGAUGGACUGAAGAAAAAUCACACCAGCCCAAACUUAUCUAGCAUCUGUCCCGGCGGCCAUCUUAGGCACAUAUUUUCAACGCAAGUGGUAAAUCUAAUGCUUCAAACUGUUCGGGGACGUGGAAAGAGUUUACCACCCUUUCGAGUUGACUAACAGGCUCUCGAGAGUAUUUCCUGGGACGUCUCUGGCCAGCUUUCACCGAGCCACCGGAGCCGGUUCUUCCACCGGGGUAGCUUGGUGGUCCAUGAUGAACGGAGGUCUGUACGAGGAGAGUCCACCCCCGGCACCCCAGAGCGCCGCCACCCCCAUCAGCAACAGCGGCAUGACGAGCCCGGCCUCCGUAGCUGCUCCACCGGCCGCCACGACGUCGGCGACGUCGAGCUCAUCGCCAGCCAGCGUCACCAGCAACAGCGGGGGUUCUGCAGGUCCCUUGCAGAUCCCGGCUAAGCGGCUGAGUUCGGUUUACGGCGAUUGUCCGGAACCCGGAGUCAUCCGGCAUUCCCACCACAGUCAGCCUUGGAACUAUUCGCCUUCUGAGAACCACCACGCAGGUAGCGGUGCCUUCGACGUCGGUCUCAACCACCACCAGUACGCCAACACCCCGACGUACUACAACCUGGCGUCGGAUCCGGCUGCAGGUAGGGAUUCCCGCAAGGCUGCGUCCUUGUCCCUAUGGUCUCCGAUGGCUACCGCCACGGGGGUCACUCCCAAAUACGAGUAUUCCAGUGUACCUUCCGCGGGUCCAAGUGCGGACCCUUCUGUGUCCUCCUGCCACCAGAACUUCUCUUCCCCCGGGUGGUGCGGGUAUUCUCCCUACACCGCGGGUUCCAGGCACCACGUGGAGGCGCACCAGGCUGUUUCCUACCUCCCUUCGGACGACAGAGGCAGGGCAGUGGCCGCAAUGGCCGAAGGAGCCUCUUUUGCACACGCACACGAUGGAGGUUACGGACUGAGGAACUAUGGUUCGGAACCGGUUCCAUCGACGCCUUAUCCUCCUCCAGUUAUGUGGGGAUCCUCCCCAUCUCCCUUUUUUUCCUCAGGUUCACUGGGCUCAAUGGGAGUCAGUGUGCCCUGCGGCGGUUCCACCAACCCCUUAGAAUGGACGGGUCAGGUGACCGUAAGGAAAAAACGCAAACCCUACUCGAAAUUCCAAACCUUGGAGCUGGAGAAGGAGUUCCUCUUCAACGCCUACGUCUCCAAGCAGAAGCGCUGGGAGCUGGCACGAAAUCUCAACCUUACCGAGAGACAGGUCAAGAUCUGGUUCCAGAACAGGAGGAUGAAGAACAAGAAGAACUCCCAGAGGCAGGCGAGUCAGGCCCAGAACAACAACAACUCGGUGACGAACAACCAGAACCACCUUCCCAAUCAUCACCACCACCUGCAGCACCACGUAGUCAACCACCACGUACCUCCAAACGGAGCCUUGAAGCAUCACCAGUGACCAAUGGGGUUCUCCGGGAUGGUCUUAGGUCAUCACCACAACCAGGGCUUGACGACCUGAGCGGCAUCUCUUCGUCCUCGUCUUCAGUGUGUCAAAACGUAGAGUUGUAAGACUAAAGAGUUCAUCAGUGUGGACCUUGAAGCCUUCGAUGAACCUGUUCUUUGCAGUGCCAAAGAGUUAUAUAGUUAGGUCUAAAUCGGAACUUUUGCGAGACUUUCAUUUUACUGGGCUUGUGCAAAUCGUUCUUUUAGGUACUGUCCCAAGUGACGGACUUAUUAAUUUGCAGCAUGUAAGAAUUCAGAGUGUACAUAAUUUCGACUGUCCUUGUAGUAGAUUGUAAUUUGAAUGGUAUUGUGUAAUCCAUGUUUCUGUAGUUCAAUGUGUAUAGUAAAUUAUUGCAGGUUAUUCUAUCCUGUUGGCCAUAUAAUAUUUCGAAUUUUUCAGUUCUACUGUUACUCUUGCCUCAUCUCGAAGAAUAUAAAUCGAAGUCUCACGGUGUGUAAAUAUUUAUUACCGAGAAUGUACCACUGAAAGCGAAAUGUAAUCAUGUUUUAUCGUUUCCUUAAUGUUUUGGUUCAAUUUCGCCUGAGUUUCAGUUUAGUCGUGUGUUGUAUCUCUAUUAUCUCUUUUGUUGUAUUAUAUAUAUUUUAUCAAAAUUUUAUUCGAUCGCUCAAAGUCAAUGUACGAUUGCUCGUGAUUUAUAUACUUCGAGACAGGCGUCGCUUUAAUGUAUAUAUAAUAAUUAAAUACUCCUUAGGUACCUGUGGCUUGUUGUAUACGGAUAGGCAAGACUUCAUUUUCGUCACAAGGAGAAAAAUAAAUACAUUUGCUGCUGGAUGUAACUUCACUUGUAACAUACUUUUAAAGAGAACCUCCUCUAGAAAUCCGAAUUUAAUGAUUAAUGACUAAUUAUAAAGAAGCUAUGUACUUAUCGAAACUUGAAAUGUUUAGGGUUU